AUGAGGAAAACUGCAGCCUUCCUACUCCUCCUAGGUCAUGCGCUCGCCGCUACGGUCAACUUCGACAUCAACGUCCACAACUCUGUCGAGAGCCCAGACGGCUUCCCUCGUUCAUCCAUCGUUGCGGGGCAGUUUGGUGGCGUGCCUAUUGUGCUCAACAAGGGCGACUUCGUCAACAUCAAUGUUACGAACACCCUCACGGACCCAACUAUGCGUCGGUCGACUUCGAUUCAUUGGCAUGGUCUUUUCCAAGACAGAACAGCGAGCGAAGACGGACCGUCAUUCGUCAAUCAGUGCCCCAUUGCUCCAAACAAUUCGUACGUCUACAGCUUCAGCACGGGAAAUCAAUCUGGCACCUAUUGGUAUCACUCCCAUCUCAGUACUCAGUACGCCGAUGGCGAACGUGGCACCUUCGUUAUCUACGAUCCGGAGGACCCACUUGGCGACCUCUACGAUGUCGACGAUGCUGGAACCAUCAUCACCCUGGCUGACUGGUACCACACUCCAGCUGAGCAGCUUAUGGACCAGUUCAAAAAGGACGACGUGACGCCUGUGCCUGCUUCCGGGCUUUUCAAUGGCGUUGGACGCUUUAUUGGGGGUCCAGCAAUCCCUUGGGCAGUUGUGACUGUGGAACAAGGAAAGCGGUACCGUUUCCGUGUUAUCGACAUCUCCGCCUUCGCUGCCUACACAGUCUCUGUCGAUCAGCAUCUGAUGAGCAUCAUUGAGAUCGAUGGCAUUGAAACCGUCCCGCUUAGUGUCACCAGCUUCGACAUUCAUGCCGCGCAACGCUAUAGCUUUGUGCUGGAGGCCAAUCAGCCUGUUGGAAACUACUGGUUCCGUGCCCCGAUGGACGUAGCAGGGAAUAACGCUCUCCUGGACAAGAAGAACGUCAAGGGCAUUUUGCGAUAUGUCGGCGCCCCGGUAGAAGACCCUACUAGUUCUGCGGUUGUUGUCCACCCACUUUCUAAGGGCGGUGCGGGUGGUGGUGCACCAGCUCCUCUCGAGGAAUACCAACUUCAAACUCUGAUCGACCCCGGCGCACCAGGAGGAAGUGCUCCUGCUGACCAUGUCAUUGACCUUCAGUUCGACGAGGCCGGAAAAGGUACCUGGGAAAUCAACGGUAUUUCGUAUGUCCCUCCAGACCUCCCGACACUCCUCAAGAUCAUAAACGGAGCUACCGUCGAAUCUGACUUCAAUGUUUCUGAGCAUACGUUCGUUUUGAAGAACCAAGAGGUUGUCGAGCUGCGCAUUCACGGCGCUGACCAUGGAAUCACCCAUCCGUUCCAUCUUCACGGCCACGCUUUCGACAUUGUUCAGAGCGCGUCUGGGCCCGUCAACUUCGUUAACCCGCCACGCCGAGACGUUAUCGCUGUCGACCAAGGUGGCGUGGUUAUCCGUUUCCGGGCCGACAAUCCCGGACCCUGGUUCUUGCACUGCCACAUCGAUUGGCAUUUGGAGGCUGGUCUCGCUGUUGUCUUCGCCGAGUCGCCUCCAGAAGAGCGCGAGGGUCCCCAGUCGCAGAUCAUCAAACAAGAGUGGCUCGACUUGUGCCCUGCUUACGAUGCUCUUCCUCCUGAGUUCCAGUAA
This is a messenger RNA of Mycena indigotica, 1587 nucleotides long. Its product is annotated as putative laccase 9. Gene Ontology annotation, molecular function: oxidoreductase activity; copper ion binding. NCBI's taxonomy places the organism in Eukaryota, Fungi, Basidiomycota, Agaricomycetes, Agaricales, Mycenaceae. Bases 1 to 1587 code for a protein of 528 amino acids. The record is from RefSeq and is a predicted model, not a curated record. The transcript has 16 exons.